This is a messenger RNA of Cantharellus anzutake, 831 nucleotides long. RefSeq names its product putative NIT2-nitrilase. The record is from RefSeq and is a predicted model, not a curated record. NCBI's taxonomy places the organism in Eukaryota, Fungi, Basidiomycota, Agaricomycetes, Cantharellales, Hydnaceae. The transcript is spliced from 6 exons. Bases 1 to 831 code for a protein of 276 amino acids. Gene Ontology annotation, molecular function: hydrolase activity, acting on carbon-nitrogen (but not peptide) bonds, in linear amides.
AUGUGCAAAGCAACGGCCGCCGUGGUCCAAAUCACAUCUACACCUUCUGUGGCGAGGAAUGUCCAAACUGUCACCAGGUUACUCACGCAAGCGGCCAGUCGGGGUGCGGGGAUGGUUUUCCUCCCAGAAGCUGCAGAUUUCAUGUCGCCUGCUUCUUCGGUCUUUGAGCUGAGCCAGCCACUAGAGAGGCACUCAUUUCUGAAUGCAAUCCGUGAAUCGGCUCGGAGUUUGGGACUUUUUGUCAAUGUCGGAAUACAUGAGCGUCCACCAUCAUCGGUCUCAAUGGAGAAGGGUUAUAACACCAACGUAGUUAUCGCGAAGGAUGGUUCCAUAAUUUCGAAGUAUAGGAAGGUCCACCUCUUCGACGUAGAUCUAUCGCCGACAGGGCCUAAGAUCCUGGAGAGCGCAACCACGAUCCCUGGCACGGAAAUCGUGGCCCCUGUUUCAACGCCGAUCGGCAAACUCGGAUUACAAACCUGUUAUGACAUUCGAUUUGCCGAGCCAUCAAACUCGCUUACGCGGCAAGGCGCGGAAUUGUUAGCGUAUCCAUCAGCCUUCGCCCCACAUACGGGGGCUGCGCACUGGGAGACGCUGCUGAAAGCUAGAGCAAUUGAGAACCAGUGUUAUGUCCUCGGAAGUGCUCAGAGUGGCGAACACUUCCCAAGUCGGAGCUCUUACGGCCGAGCAAUGAUAGUCGAUCCUUGGGGGACAAUCGUAGCGCAAUGCCCACAGAUCGCUACCGAGAAAGGGAAAAUAUGCUUUGCGGAGAUAGACUUGGGCUACCUGAACAAAGUCCGGAGAGAAAUGCCGAUGGGAUGGGCGCUGAAAUGA